CACACACACACACACACACACACACACACACAAACACUUGCUCCACAUGCAUGAGUGGAAGCCAGCCACUGUGUGCUACACACUCACGAGGAGAGCACCACUGUGGAGAUGUUGCAUGCCCACUGAUGUUUUUGCCACCAGAGCAUGGAAGCCAACAACUGGACAUAAAAGAAAAAGUAGCCGCAGCAGCGUGUGUAGGAUUACAGGACCACUUUAUGUGUGUUUGUGUCAUGGUGACAGGUCACGUGAAUGUCUGCUGCUGACAGGAGCUUCUCGAGUUCUGGGAUCUAAAAGAGUUGCAUGUUGAAAGGCAGCAAUCAUGUCAACGGGAAGCUCGGCACGCGCGCUCUGGGGGGUCUGCUUCAUUUGGCAAGUGGCAUUGAUGGUUGCGGCAGGGAGUAAACUCUGGGAGGUGCCCACUACUUCUUCCAACUUCAGCGAAAGCCUGCAAUGGCAGGCCCAUUGCCACGCCCACCACCAUCAGGACAAAGUGAAAAUCACAGCAGAAAUACCACCAAGGAUGGAUGGUACCUGGUUAUCAACGAGAUGUGAAGUUCGUCCGGGUCCAGAGUUCCUCACCCGUUCCUACACCUUCCACCCCACUCGUCAUUUCCAGGCGCUGCAGCACUACUAUGCUGACAGUGAGUGCAAGAAUCCCGCCUACUCUCUGGCGAUCCGAGGCAAGCUCCGUCUUCGCCAGGCUUCCUGGAUUACCCGCGGAGCAACAGAAGCCGACCAUCACCUCAGCGGGGUGACCAUUGUCGUCCACAGCUCGGCAGCCCAGCAGAAGUUAACCUCCAGGCUGCCCCCUUCCUGCGUGGGUGUGAGCCUGGCUCGGCUGAUUCCUGGGAAGCCGCAGGACCUUUAUAAUACCCGGGCAGGAAGAGGGUGCCUGGUGGCGAUGGGCUUCUCAAUGAUGGAGCUGGAUUUGGUUAGGGUGGAGACACAGCACCACAACAAUGGGGAGAAAAUCCAGGAACUCUUCCUGGGGGACAUACACACUGACUGGGCCCAAAGAACUCACUAUAGACCGACAGGGUACCAGCAGCCACUGCAGAGCGCCAUGCAUCACAUCCAUCCGUGCCCGGUGUGUGCCCUGGUGUACCGCUCCACAGAACAACGCCCCCCAGUUUUGCCCCGCCAAACGCAAGCUUCUAUUUCCUUGGCCGGACGUUGGGUAAGCCAACAGUGUGAAACCCGUCCCACGGUUCUCUUCCUCACCAGAGAGUUCCACUUUGAUCCUGACCAACAAGCGUGGGAGGGAAUUUAUCGCCAUUACUCGGACCCCCUCUGCUCCCAGAACACCUUCACGAUGAGAGCUUCAGGUCACUAUGCUCAGGGAAACCCUUCGGUCAAGGUACCAGGAGCCACAGAGUUUGUCUUCAAGGUGAUCGAAGUGAGAGUGACAGCUGAAGACGAGUCCACAGCAAAGUUGUUGAACAGGACAAAGCCAGGGAAGUGCGGGCAGGCCGGAAAAUGGAAGGUCAGAGCAGAACAGGGUCUGAGCUCCACGCAUGGGUGCACGGUGCUUGGCAUCAAGCUGCCACAUAAGGAAUAUGAGCUUUUCAAGGUUGAGCUGGACUACAGGAGACACCCACUGUUGUAUGUCGGGGAGAGGCCAACGGACGGUUCCAGCCCAGACCGUCCGAUAAGGAGGCCCACAUCCUUUCAGGCUCCCUUGGUGCUUUGCAGGGGCGCAGAGACACAGCCCCCAAGUCGCUACGGGUCAGGGUUCAAGAGCAAAGAAGUCCAGAUUGAUACCAGCGGAACCGGAAGGCUGACACAGAUCCUCCUGGCGGUCCUUGGAUCAGCCUUGUGCAGCUGGAUUUUGGUUAUUUAGAGACUUGGCACUGAUGGGACUCGUUCUUCUUUCUUAAAAGACAUUCAGGGGAGCCAAAUAGACAGUUCAGUGCUACCUUGACUUAGAAGUGCCCCAAUUUAUGAGAUUCUCAAAUUAUGAGUGACAGCUUGAUCAUCUUUUUUUUUUUUCCUUUUUGGUAUGAGACAAAAUUUGAGUUACAAGCAAGCUUCAUAUACACUGCUGCUUGAGUAAAGUAAAAAUGAUUGAAGCAAUUUAGACACAGCACUGACCUUGAACUGGGUCAAGGAGAGUCAAAGUCCCUGCAGCAAUUUCAGCAGUUUAUGUUAUGGGACAAACAGUCAAACACAAAAUGAGAAACCUUGCAAAGAGCAUAACUCACACCCAGACCCUCACACUGAAAAAAACAAACAAAUGGACUCAAACUGCUGAUGUCACUACAACAUAUCCCUUUAGCACACAUUCAACACUAAUACAACAGUACAUACAGUAAUUACACUUUAUAAAACCAGAUCAUUUACAUUUUCUUUCGUGAUCUUUUUAUACAAUAUGAUGCUAUUUGUUCUUAUUAAAAACAAAAUAAAUUACAUUCUGGCAGGAUGGAAGGGAUUAAUGGCAUUUCACUUCGUUUCAAUGUGGACAAGUGAUUUAAUACAUGAAUAAAUUGACUGAUGAUCUUAGUCAAGGAAUGAAUUAUACUUGUAAAUCAUGGUAUCAUUGUAUAUUUUUUUUCAUAUCCAAUCCCUUGUUGGACCUCCAGUGGCGCCUUUAGGUCCACUUUAAGGAUCCUAAGCUCCAGCUUUGGUUCUCCUUAAAAUUAAACUGCACACAAACCACCGAUACCAUCAUUUCAGUACGGGAAAAAAAAAAAUCUCCCGUCAUAUUUUGUAGAAACUGCUCUUUUCAUGAAAUGCCAUCAUGACAAAU
Hippocampus comes (tiger tail seahorse) is the source of this 2746-nucleotide messenger RNA. RefSeq names its product adenomatosis polyposis coli down-regulated 1-like (gene apcdd1l). The record is from RefSeq and is a predicted model, not a curated record. Gene Ontology annotation, biological process: negative regulation of Wnt signaling pathway. NCBI's taxonomy places the organism in Eukaryota, Metazoa, Chordata, Actinopteri, Syngnathiformes, Syngnathidae. Gene Ontology annotation, molecular function: Wnt-protein binding. The transcript has 4 exons. The coding region runs from base 320 to 1840 and encodes 506 amino acids. Gene Ontology annotation, cellular component: plasma membrane.